AUAAUUUUGUUAUCACUACGAUACCCGAAUAUUUAUGAGAGUAACUGUAUAUAGGUUAUUAGAGGGAAGUUAACUUUUUGACCUUGCGCAUAAAAGCUUUGUAAUGCGAAUAUAUAGCAUGCGAUUAGAUAUACGUAAAUAAUAGGAAAAAAGACAUUUAGAACAAUACAAAUUUAUUAUAGCAGAAGUACAGUAAAUGAAUAACAUCUUUAUAAAAACAAUGUAUAAUGUCGAAUUUAUAAACAUUUCUGAUCAAAACAAGUGUGUUAUUUAAGCAUUUACUGCGACUUAUUUGACCAAGAAAAUCAAGGAACAUUACCGCAUUCUAGUUAAGAUGACAAGGAUUUUUCUAUAUGUUUUUAUCAUUUGUACUUUAAUUUUUGAGGUUACACUUCUGAUGCUUUUUCCUAAUAUUCAAACAAUUGAACAAUUUAUAUCAAAGUAUCGUCAUGGUUCUAAAAAUGAAACAUACAAUCCAUAUAUCGAUCUUAAUACUCCGCAAAUUAUACGAAAAGAAGGUUAUCCUUCCGAGGCACAUGUCAUAUCUACAGAGGAUGGUUAUCUUUUAACGCUUCAUCGAAUUCCGGGAAAAUUCAAAUCACAUCCAGUAUUAGUGCAACACGGUUUAUUAGGGAGUUCUACUGAUUGGGUACUUACUGGUCCAAAAAAGAGUCUUGCUUUUAUAUUAGCCGAUCAUGGAUAUGAUGUAUGGCUUGGUAAUUUUCGUGGUAAUACUUAUUCAAAAGCACAUAAAAGUUUAUCAAUAAAAGAUUUCAGAUUUUGGGAUUUUAGUUGGCAUGAAAUGGGUAUAUAUGAUCUACCAGCGAUGAUAUCAUAUAUUACAAAUCUGAAACAAAGCAAUUUGACAUAUAUUGGUCAUUCUAUGGGGACAACAGCAUUUUAUAUUAUGUCCGCCCUGAUACCAGAUAUUGCUAGCAAGGUUCAAAUAAUGUUUAGUCUUGCCCCAGUUGCUUAUAUGAAACAUAUGAAAAGUCCUCUGCGUUUGCUAGCUCCUUUUGCACAUGAUUUAAAGUUGAUUAUAGAUAUUUUAGGUAACAAUGAAUUUCUUCCACAUAAUGAGUUAAUAGAGUAUUUUGCCAAAUAUGGUUGUGAUAUUAAUAUCUUAGAACAUAAAAUAUGCAGCAAUAUAUUAUUUGCCCUUUUCGGAUUUGAUAAAUCUCAGUUCAAUUAUACAUUAAUACCUGUAAUUUUUGGACAUUUGCCAGCUGGUGCUUCAACUAAAACAAUGGUACAUUAUGCACAAGAAAUACAAUCUGGAAAGUUUCAGCAAUUUGAUUAUGGACCAGAACAAAAUUUAAAAAUUUAUAAUAGCGUAAAACCACCUGAUUAUGAUACAUCUAAAAUUUCAGUGCCUAUAGUAUUAUAUUAUGCCAACAACGAUUGGUGUGCGAGUGUUACAGAUGUUCUUAGAUUGUCAAGAGAAUUAAAAAAUGUUAUCAAUCAAUAUAAAAUACCUUAUAUAAAGUUUAAUCAUCUAGAUUUUUUGUGGGCUAUAGAAGCACCGGAGUUAGUUUAUGAUAAAAUACUAAGUACAAUGAAAGGUAGCAUCGCUAUUAAGAUGAGGAUAAUUUUCGUAUUUUUCUUCACCAUCUGCAUUCUUGUCAAGAUGGUUGCAUGCUUGGAGAAUAUUUCUAUAAAUGAUGAACAAAUGAAGAAAUAUAUGCUCGAUAAUUCUACUGAGUUUAAUAGAAAAUCUAACCCGGAUAUUGAUCUUAGUACAGACAAAUUGAUAAAGAAAUAUGGUUAUCCUUCUGAAAUACACGUUGUAAUAACUGAUGAUGGUUAUUUUUUGACACUUCAUCGAAUUCCAGGAAAAUCCGGAUCACAUCCCAUAUUAAUUCAACACGGCUUAUUAGCGAGUUCUGCUGAUUGGGUGAUUUCUGGUCCAAAAAAGGGUCUUGCCUAUUUAUUAGCUGAUGAAGGAUAUGAUGUAUGGCUUGGUAAUUUUCGCGGUAAUACGUAUUCAAAAGCACAUAAAAGUUUGUCGACGAAAGAUCCGAAAUUUUGGAAUUUUAGUUGGCAUGAAAUGGGUAUAUAUGACCUACCAGCGAUGAUUUCAUAUAUUACAAAUUUGAAACAAAGUAAUUUGACAUACAUUGGUCAUUCUAUGGGAACAACAACAUUUUAUGUAAUGUCAAUUAUGAGACAAGACAUUGCUAAUAAAGUUCAAAUGAUGUUUAGUCUUGCCCCAGUUAUUUACAUGACUCAUAUAAAAAGUCCUAUACGAUUUUUGGCCCCCUUUUCUCGUGAUUUACAGUUUCUCGCACGUGUUUUAGGUCAAAAUGAAUUUCUUCCACAUAAUAAUUUAAUAAAAUUUCUUGCUAAAUAUGGUUGCGAUAUAAAUUCUAUAGAAACUGCAAUAUGUAGUAACAUAAUGUUUUUACUUACUGGAUUUGAUGAACCUCAAAUGAACGCUACGUUAUUACCUGUAAUUUUGGGUCAUGCGCCAGCUGGAUCUUCAACUAAAACAGUUGUACAUUAUUUGCAAGAAGUGAAUUCUGGAAAGUUUCGACAAUUUGAUUACGGCACAUCGGAAAAUUUAAAAAUUUAUAAUAGUAUUGAACCACCUAAUUAUAAUAUAUCUAAAAUUUCAGUACCUAUAGCACUUUAUUACGCUGAAAACGAUUGGUUUGUUAAUAUUAAGGAUCUACUUCAAAUACCAAUGGAAUUAAAAAACAUCGUUGAUAUGUACAAAAUACCAUAUGAAAAGUUUAAUCAUAUCGACUUUAUGUGGGCUAUACAAGCCCCGGAAUUAGUUUAUAGUAGAAUAUUAAGUACAUUAAAAGAUAGAAAAAUAAGAAACAUUAUAGAAAAUAUCGUGGUUAAAAUGAAAAUAAUUUUUUUACACUUUCUCAUUAUUCACAUUUUUGUUAAUUCAAUUGCAUCUAGGAAAAAUAAUUUACUACAAAAUUUUAAUAUAUUUAAGAAGAUUUUAUCUAACGAUAAUUAUGCAACCAAUGGAAAAUAUAAUCCGGACAUUGAUCUCGAUACUGGACCUCUAAUACAAAAAUAUGGUUAUCCUUCCGAGGCACAUUAUAUAUCGACGGAAGACGGUUAUCUUUUGACGCUUCAUCGAAUUCCGGGCAAAUCUAAAUCAUCCCCCGUUUUGUUGCAACAUGGCCUAUUUUGUAGUUCUGCUCAUUGGGUAUUAACCGGUCCAAAAAAUUCUCUUGCUUUUCUAUUAGCUGAUUAUGGGUAUGACGUAUGGCUUGGUAAUUAUCGUGGUAACAUUUAUUCAAAAGCGCAUAAGUAUUUGUCAACAUCAGAUUCCAAAUUUUGGGAAUUUAGUUUUCAUGAACAUGGUAUAUAUGAUAUACCAGCAAUGAUAUCAUAUAUUACAAGUUUAACAAAAAAUAAUAUAACUUAUAUUGGUCAUUCUAUGGGAUCAACAGGAUUCUACAUAAUGUCCACCCUAAGACCAAAUAUUGCUAGUAAAGUUCAGUUAAUGUUUAGUCUUGCUCCAGUUGCUUACAUGAAUCAUUUAAAUAGUCCUAUAAAUGUUAUAACUCCUAUUACAGCUAAGUUGUCGUUGAUGUUAUAUAACUUCAGUAAAGGUGAAGUAUUUCCAGUAAACAAUGCAGUAAUGUUUUUAUUAAGAUAUUUUUGCGAUAGUGGUACCAUGGCACAUAAAAUGUGUACACUGGGAUUAAACAUAAUUAGUGGAUUUGAUAAAUCUCAAUUUAACGAUACAUUAUUACCUAUAAUUUUUGGUCAUACUCCUGCUGGUACGUCAUACAAGGUAAUAAAUCAUUAUAAUCAAGAGAUAUUUUCUGGAAAGUUUCGGCAAUAUGAUUACGGACCGGAGCAAAAUCUAAAAAUCUAUAAUAGCACAGAACCACCUAAUUAUGACACAUCUAAAAUUUCGGUACCUAUAAUAUUAUAUUACGCCGAAAAUGAUUUUUUGUCGGAUGUCACGGAUGUUUUUCGAUUAUCGAAGGAAUUAAAAUAUCUGGUGGAUAAUUAUAAGAUACCAUUUAAAAAAUUUACUCAUUUGGAUUUUCUAUUUGCACCCCAAGCACCACAAUUAUUUCAUAAAAGAUUACUUCAGACUAUGCAAAAGAUGGUAACAUAAAGCUUCAGAUUAAUAUUAAAUUUCUACAGAUUUAAAUAAUUAUAACGUUGUUAUAA
Molecule: messenger RNA, 4149 nt
Organism: Vespa crabro (European hornet)
Lineage: Eukaryota; Metazoa; Arthropoda; Insecta; Hymenoptera; Vespidae
Exons: 21
Coding region: 335-4093 (1252 amino acids)
Biological process (GO): lipid metabolic process
Source: RefSeq, a predicted model, not a curated record